This is a messenger RNA of Mya arenaria, 697 nucleotides long. RefSeq names its product coiled-coil domain-containing protein 12-like. The transcript has 5 exons. The record is from RefSeq and is a predicted model, not a curated record. Gene Ontology annotation, cellular component: post-mRNA release spliceosomal complex; U2-type spliceosomal complex. Lineage: Eukaryota; Metazoa; Mollusca; Bivalvia; Myida; Myidae. Bases 9 to 506 code for a protein of 165 amino acids.
CACCGAACAUGGCUGCCGUAGGAUCGUUGGAGGAAACGGCAUUAAAAAGAAAGGAAAGAUUGAAAAAUCUCAAAAAUAAGAACAAAGGGGAUGCAUCAGAAAAUGGACAGGAGAAUGAUGCCGAUACAGAGAAAGAAAAAUUACCAAGGCCAGUGUUUAGGAGCUACAAACCCCUUGAUGAGAGCUUAAAAGAAAAUUCUUUACCCUCAGUGAAGCCAGAGGAUGUUGCUGACAAAGUGAAGAGUCAGUUGGAGGCUUCCAAAACACAUGAUGUCCUGGAGGAAGUGGAUUUAGUGAAUCUGGCGCCUCGCAAACCAGACUGGGAUCUAAAGAGAGAUGUGGCAAAAAAGCUGGAGAAACUGGAACGAAGAACUCAGCGAGCAAUUGCAGAGUUGAUUAGGGAGAGAUUAAAAAGAAGUGGAGAAGAUCUAGCACAGGUGGUGAAUGCAGGAGCAGCACAUCCAGAUAAUGCUGCUGCUGAUGAUGAUGAUGAUGACAAUGAUUGAAAUGCAGACAUGGAGAUGAUUAAGGACCAGUUUAUAUUAGUAAUUGAACGUGAUGGGAAAAUGUUGUGACAUGAUUAUUAUCAAACAGUGGAAGACAAUGUUGAAGAUAUAUUUUGAGAUAAAGUUACGUUAUGCCAAAUGGAAAGAUUAUUGUGUGGUACAUGCAUGUUAUAAUCACAAAAGGCCAUCUC